CGGAGAUCAGUUCAUAAUUAUAAUUGUUAUAUAAUGAUAAAAAAGUUUUCACUUUAAUUUACGUAAUAUAGCAAAUUCAAAUCAAUUGUUUAACACUAAAGUAGAAGAUCUAGAUUGGUUUUAGAGUAAAAGACUGCAAUGCAAAGUCAAAAUAAACUGCUUUGAUCCAAAAAGAAAACAGUGAUGGAUGUUAAAGGAAAACAGUUGUCGAGAUUGAGACAUUUCUAGAUACAUCUUCUGUAGGGAGUACAUGCUAUUAUAUAUAUGUGGAUUUUGUUCUUGGUUUGUUAAUCAGGUGAUUUAUACCUGUUUUAGUAUAGAUUUCCAUUUUCUAUACUCUGAUUAUUUUGCUUAAUAUACAGAUUUAGUUGAUUUGUUUGGUGAUUUGAUUUCCUAAUGGGGAGUGGAGAGAACCCGGAUUCGACAAAAGAGAUUUCUGUUGAGCUUCCAGCAUUGUUUACUGUGAUUUCGUCCAAGGAAAUUCAUGGGUUUGAUACUAUUGAUCAGCAUAAUGGGUUUCAUGCUGCUGAAUCUGAAGUAAUAAAUGAGCAAAGGAUGGAAAAUGCUGCAAAUGGGUUUGUUUCAAUUAGCAUGCCACAAACACCUAAAACCCCAAAAAAGGUGUUGUUUAGUGAAAAUUCCAAAGAAGUAUCUGCCAAAGUUGCUCCACAUGAUUGUCCUUCUGAGACUAAAUCUGAAACCAAAUCUUAUUCUCAACCAAUACCUAAAUCUGCAACAUGUGUUGAAGAUGAGCAUAAACAGAACCAGUAUUCCGGGCCACAAAUAAGACAUCCCCACGUAGAACGGCUCAAGGAUGCGAGGUUUGAUUCAUUCAAGACAUGGUCUGGAAGACUCGAAAGGCAGUUAUCCCAUCUUCGUGGAAAACCUGUCGAACCACAGCCUGAACGCAUGCCUCGUGAUCAUGCAGAUGGCGAGGCCAUGCCUGUUGAUCGAUAUUUUGAUGCACUCGAAGGUCCUGAGUUGGACACUCUUCGUCCAUCAGAGGAGUUGAUGCUUCCCGAAGACAAAACAUGGCCAUUUCUUCUUCGAUUUCCUAUCGCUUCGUUUGGUAUAUGUCUUGGUGUGAGUAGUCAAGCCAUAUUAUGGAAAACCCUAGCAAAUUCACCCUCAACAAGUUUCCUUAAAGUUAGUCCUUUAGUAAAUUUGAUACUUUGGACUAUUUCCAUAGCUUUGGUAGUUGUAAUUGCUAUCAUCUAUGGAUUGAAGUUAAUCUUCUACUUCGAAGCAGUUAGACGAGAGUAUUACCAUCCAAUCAGGGUGAAUUUCUUCUUUGCUCCGUUCAUAUCCCUCCUUUUCCUGUCACUCGGCUGCCCACCAUCCGUUACUAAAGACCUUCACCAAGCACUUUGGUAUGUGCUUAUGUUCCCAUUCCUCUGCCUCGAGCUUAAAAUCUACGGUCAGUGGAUGUCUGGAGGGCAACGUAGGCUAUCGAAAGUGGCUAACCCUGUGAACCAUUUGUCUGUGGUCGGAAACUUUGUUGGUGCUUUGUUGGGUGCAUCUAUGGGACUUAAGGAAGGACCGCUUUUCUUCUUUGCAGUUGGGUUGGCUCACUAUACCGUCUUGUUUGUUACUCUCUACCAAAGACUUCCUACAAAUAAGACACUUCCCAAGGAACUCCACCCGGUGUUUUUCCUAUUUGUCGCAGCUCCUAGUGUUGCAUCUAUGGCAUGGGCUAGAAUCCAAGGAUCCUUCGAUUAUGGCGCUCGAAUUGCUUACUUCAUCGCUUUGUUCCUCUUGUUUUCACUUGCUGUUCGGAUCAACUUUUUCAGAGGAUUCAAAUUCUCAAUAGCAUGGUGGGCAUACACAUUUCCAAUGACAGCAGCAGCCAUUGCUACCAUAAGAUACUCAAAUGAAGUGACAAAUUGGGUGACAAAAAGCUUAGCAUUGACCCUAGCAACAAUAUCUACCCUUAUUGUUACAGCCUUGCUUGUGUCAACUCUCCUACAUGCUUUUGUGUUCCGCAACUUGUUCCCUAACGACAUUGCUAUCGCCAUCAGUGAACGACCUGCUAAGCUGCGUAAAAGAUGGUUUCCUCACUUGAGAAAUGGUAGUUCAGACUGCAAAGACAUUGAGCAGUACUUGAAGUUUGUCACUACUGAAGCAACUGACUUAGAAUCUUCUGUGGAUCCUUCUAGAACCUCCCAGAAGAAUAAUUCUGAGUCGGUUUAAACGUUUCGAAAACUUGCAAUUAUGUGUUUUGAUUAGUUAAGGAUUAAGAGAUCGUAAUCGUUCAAAGAGAAGCCGAUGAACUCUCUAUCACUUAUGAUUGAGAAAGAGGCUUCAAAAUGUAUUGCUACAUUUUGAGUUAUGUGAUGAUCUGAGUUUGUUAAGUAAAUAAAACAAUUUUUUGUUUGUAAAUGAGUAGAGAGACUAUGAGGACUAUUAAGAGAGGCCAGGCAUAGUGAAGGAUCAUGUGAGUUAUAGUUUAAAAUUAAGGCCCUCAGCUUAAUGUAACUAAAUUUUAUUGAUAUGAUUUUUACAACUUGUUAAUGUUGAUUGUUGUCAAGAACAAGUUGCUAC
Molecule: messenger RNA, 2541 nt
Organism: Amaranthus tricolor (Joseph's coat)
Lineage: Eukaryota; Viridiplantae; Streptophyta; Magnoliopsida; Caryophyllales; Amaranthaceae
Product: S-type anion channel SLAH2-like
Exons: 5
Coding region: 397-2190 (597 amino acids)
Biological process (GO): intracellular monoatomic ion homeostasis; transmembrane transport
Cellular component (GO): membrane
Molecular function (GO): voltage-gated monoatomic anion channel activity
Source: RefSeq, a predicted model, not a curated record